Molecule: messenger RNA, 757 nt
Organism: Orussus abietinus
Lineage: Eukaryota; Metazoa; Arthropoda; Insecta; Hymenoptera; Orussidae
Product: zinc finger protein OZF
Exons: 1
Coding region: 10-234 (74 amino acids)
Source: RefSeq, a predicted model, not a curated record
CUGGACACCAUGGUGUACCCGUGUCGGAUCUGCGGCAAGGUGUUCUUCAACAAGAAGACCAUGUGGAACCACACCGGCCACUGCGGGAAGGAGAGGCAGUUCCCCUGCUACAUCUGCGGGAAACGGUUCAAGCAGAAGCAUCAUCUGACCAAACAUCUCAAGACCGUCCACAAGCCGGAAAACGCCGCCUCCUUCCAUCUUUACAGGGACAACAAGAAUUGGUUCCACAGAUGAAUCCUAGCCGCCACUCCUCUCCGCGAUAACCUUGUAAACCCUCGAACGCGCCGGCCGAGUUUAAUAAAGGGCGUACUAUAUUUGCUUAGGAAAUUCGGUGCACUGAGUUCGAGCAAACCCCUUCAAUCUACAUCGGACUAGAUACCAUUUAAUUCUCGAAAUCAAGACCUGGGAUUCUAAACUCGGUUUAACGAACCUCCUCGUUUUUCAGGGCGUUCACCGAGCCGGAAAUUCAAGCCGACUCAAUGGACGAAGAAGAGCACGUCACCGCAAAAGGGCUUCUCUGAAGAUCUGCAAAAUUCUUGUAUCAUUGCCGUUUUUCUAAAAAUUAGCGAUAUUUAUUUCUGCGGGGCAGGAUAUCGACGGUCGAUUUUUACGUACCAAGAUGAUCGAGGAUAAACGUAAAGUUAUGGAAUCAAGAAUUAUUGCGGAACCCGGAAUUAAUUGAUCGAUUUUUCUUGACGGUAGUACUGAUGCCGAGGUGUUGCUUAUUUUUCAGACUGGCCUGUGAAAGUCAAGUCGU